Molecule: messenger RNA, 1155 nt
Organism: Aspergillus wentii DTO 134E9
Lineage: Eukaryota; Fungi; Ascomycota; Eurotiomycetes; Eurotiales; Aspergillaceae
Product: aldo/keto reductase
Exons: 5
Coding region: 1-1155 (384 amino acids)
Source: RefSeq, a predicted model, not a curated record
AUGUCUGUCUUCGCCCUUGCCCCCAAGCCAGCCAGCCUACUUGGCUACCACCGAGUACUGGCACCAUCGGCUGGUAUCAAGGUAUCGCCGCUGUGUCUCGGGACCAUGAAUUUUGGGACUACCUGGAAGGAUUUUAUGGGUGAAUGCAGCAAAGAGCAAUCGUUUGCAUUGCUUGAUGCUUUCUACAACGCAGGCGGCAACUUUUUAGAUACAGCGAACAACUACCAGCAGGAGGAAUCUGAAAUGUGGAUUGGCGACUGGAUGAAAGAGCGCGGGAACCGUGAGCAGAUGGUCAUCGCAACAAAAUACACAACCGGAUUCCGCACCUCGCAUCGCGACACCGAGCCCAUCCAGUCCAAUUACGUGGGCAAUUCCAUCAAAAGCAUGCGCGUCUCCGUCGAGCAGAGCCUGAAAAAGCUGCAGACAGACUACAUUGAUCUUCUCUACGUGCACUGGUGGGAUUUCACCACCUCCGUUGAGGAAGUCAUGCACGGGCUCAACAAUCUCAUCGUCUCUGGCAAGGUGCUCUACCUGGGCAUCUCAGACACACCGGCUUGGAUUGUCGUCAAGGCGAACGAUUACGCUCGAUCGAACGGCUUGCGUCCGUUCUCGGUGUACCAAGGUAAAUGGAAUGCUGGGUUUAGGGAUAUCGAGCGGGAGAUUCUCCCCAUGUGUCGGGACCAGGGAAUGGCUAUUGCGCCGUGGGCGCCGCUUGGGCAGGGGAAAUUCAAGUCUGCCGAGGCCCGUAGUGGUGGGGAUGAAGCCGGGAGUGGAAGGGCUGCCAAUCUGAGCGAGCAUGAUAUCAAGGUAUCAGAGGCUUUGGAGCGAGUUGCGAAGAGCAAAAACACAAAUCUCCAUGCAGUUGCCCUGGCAUACGUCAUGCACAAAACCCCCUAUGUCUUCCCGAUCAUCGGCCAACGCAAAGUCGAGCAUCUCAAGGCAAACAUCGAGGCAUUGAGCGUGACGUUGUCUGGUGAAGAUCUCGCUCAAAUUGAUGCUGCAUCUUCGUUUGAUAUUGGAUUCCCCAUGAACUUCAUCUUCCGUGAUAGUUACGCAACCAACAGUACUGCGGCAGAUGUCUUUUUGACCAAGGUGUCUGCGCAGAUUGACGCUCCCCCGCAUGCUUUGCCUGUGCAGGCGCGUCGGGAGGUUUAG